AUGCGAGGAAUGGAGCGUUCUCUACAGAGCACCUUCCCGCGGAUUCAAGUGGCACUUCGACGUAGUAUGCAUGACUUCCAGGACCCUAUGGAUGCGGAUUUGAUCCAAUGGGCUGGUUGUAGUAAAAUGUCUUCUGGUCAAAUGGAGGCUCUUGUGAGGAUACGUGGAGACGCUGUUGAGGUCCAAGUUCGAGGUCCUGCCGAAAGGGCUACUUCCUGCUUCUAUUUCCUCGAAGAUGUUGUGAACUUGGUUGAACAGACUGCUAGUGAAGUGGCUCCGGGUAUUGGACUAGAACGGCAUUUCCUAAGUCCGAAAGGAUUACAGGAACACCACAAGAAUCCCGCCUCGUUCCCACCAGAAGCAAUGAUGGCUAUGCAACAACAAGAAUCGUUGACUGUUAAAGGAACCCAUGAUGAAGAGGAGCUAUUCACAGAUGUCGUCUGUUUCGGCUCUCGUGAAGUUGCUCGUCUUCUGACGUUAGGAAUCGAUGUCGGCGUGGCCGAUCUAUCAAUAACUACCAGAUGCGAACUCGCUGCACUACUCGAUCCACCCGAUGCCAUGGGAAGGGACUGGUCGAUACUUGCAGUCAAGUUGCACUUGACGGAUCAAGUACCGGAGGUUGACUCCACUGGACAGUCUCUUUCACGGACGGAUCAGCUCCUAGCUGAAUGGGCGAUUCAGCAACCGGAGCAUGCAACCGUUGGUCGGCUAUGCGAGAUACUGGCCGAGUUGGGUAGAUCGGAUGCACGUGACACAUUGUACCGUACGGUACCAUUGUACUUGUUUGCACCACUUGACGACACCGGUGUACAUCCUGUGGAUUGUGGUGAUUCCGGUGUAGUCUCAUCGUGUCAUUCGACAGGUAAUCCACGGACAAGCUCCAUAUCAUGA
Messenger RNA from Cooperia oncophora, 891 nucleotides. NCBI's taxonomy places the organism in Eukaryota, Metazoa, Nematoda, Chromadorea, Rhabditida, Trichostrongylidae. The record is from the annotation of a GenBank genome assembly.